Molecule: messenger RNA, 2514 nt
Organism: Nelumbo nucifera (sacred lotus)
Lineage: Eukaryota; Viridiplantae; Streptophyta; Magnoliopsida; Proteales; Nelumbonaceae
Source: RefSeq, a predicted model, not a curated record
AUGAGGAGGAGUUGUAAUAGAGAAAUCGUAGUUGUUUUAGGUGUAGCUUUGGUGUGUUGUUUUUGGUCUUGGUUGCCGGUGCUUGAAGUUGAAGCAACACAAGUAACUUACGAUGGACGUGCAAUUAUAAUCGAUGGAAUACGAAGAGUUUUGUUCUCAGGUGCGAUCCAUUAUCCGCGCAGCACACCAGAGAUGUGGCCAGAUCUGAUCCAGAAGGCAAAGGAUGGUGGGAUAGAUGUGAUAGAGACAUAUGUGUUUUGGGACCUCCAUGAGAUUCGUCGUCGUCAGUAUGAUUUCUCUGGUGGAAAAGGCUUUAUCAAGUUCCUCAAGACUGUACAGAAUGCGGGACUGUAUGCGUUUCUUCGAAUUGGUCCUUAUGUGUGUGCUGAAUGGAAUUACGGAGGAUUCCCGGUGUGGUUACACAAUUUACCAGGAAUUCAAUUAAGGACAAACAAUCAAGUAUACAAGGAAGAGAUGCAGAAUUUCACGACCUUAAUAGUUGACAUGUGUAAAAGAGAAAACCUCUUCGCCCCACAAGGAGGGCCCAUAAUCCUUGCACAGAUUGAGAACGAAUAUGGAAACAUAAUGGGACCUUACAGGGAAGCGGGAAAAGAAUAUAUCAAAUGGUGUGCGAAAAUGGCUACAGCUCAAAAUAUUGGUGUCCCAUGGAUCAUGUGCAAACAGAGCGAUGCACCUUACCCAAUGAUCAAUACUUGUAAUGGGUUUUACUGCGAUGGUUUCAAGCCAAACAAUCCCAAUAGCCCUAUAAUGUGGACUGAAAGCUGGAUUGGAUGGUUCAAGACGUGGGGAGGAGCAGACCCCCACAGAGCCACCGAAGAUGUGGCAUUCUCCAUUGCUCGUUUCUUCCAAUUUGGUGGCGUUUUCCAUAACUACUACAUGUACCAUGGAGGAACCAAUUUUGGCCGGACACCAGGAGGGUACAUUACAACUUCUUAUGAUUACGACGCACUACUUGAUGAAUACGGUAAUUUGAAUCAACCAAAGUGGGGACAUCUAACGCAACUUCAUGCUGUCAUUAAGUCAGCACAGAGCGUCCUUACAUAUGGUACAUAUUCCACUAAGCUACUUGGUGCUGGACUGGAAUUGACUACAUACGUAAACAAUGGCACUGGAGAGUCAAUCUGCUUCUUGAGCAAUGCAAACACGGUCAACGACACCAACAUUGUCUUGCAAUCAAAUGGCAAUGACUAUUUCGUGCCUGCUUGGUCUGCUACUAUUCUUGCCAACUGCAGCAAGGAAGUCUACAACACUGCCAAGGUGAACACUCAAACCUCGUUGAUGACAAAGAAGCCAGCAACAACUGAUCAAAGUGAACACAAUCAUCAACUCAAGUGGGUUUGGAAGCCCGAGCCUGUUCGUGACGUUCUUAAAGGAUGGGGUCCUUUGAAGGUCAAAAAACUUCUUGAACAAAAGUCAACAACAAUUGAUGUUAGUGAUUACUUGUGGUACAUGACCAGCGUACUCGUUGCUAAGAAAGACGCAAAGAAAGCAAUUCUGCGAGUGAAUACAACUGGGCAUGUACUCCAUGCUUUUGUUAACAGAAGGCUCGUAGGAUCACAAUGGGGGCAAGGUGGCAAUUACGGAUUCGUGUUUGAGCGACCAAUCAUGUUGAAGCCCGGGCAAAACCAAAUAACUUUACUCAGUGCCACAGUUGGACUCCAGAAUUAUGGCCCUUUUUUCGAUCUAACGCCAACAGGAAUAGCAGGGGGUCCAGUUCAGUUGGUUCUAAGUGGGAAUGUUACUAAGGACCUUUCAUCAAACCAAUGGUAUUAUAAGAUUGGUUUGAAUGGCGAGUUGAUGCAAUUCUACAAGGACAUCAAAAUACACCAUCACAAGUAUUGGCGUUCUAAGAAACUUCCUAUCAACAGACCCAUGACUUGGUACAAGACCACCUUCAAGACUCCAUUGGGAACAGAUGCUGUAGUAGUGGAUAUGGURGGAAUGGGUAAAGGGCAUGCGUGGGUAAAUGGAGAGAGCAUUGGUCGGUUCUGGCCUGCCUUCCUUGCCGACAAGAAAGCUGGGUGCAAUGACACAUGCGACUAUCGUGGCACUUACGAUCCAACCAAAUGCUUGACCAACUGUGGAAACCCUUCCCAAAGAUGGUACCACAUACCACGAUCAUUCCUGAUGAAAAAUAGAAGCAACACAUUGAUUUUGUUUGAAGAAAUAGGUGGAAAUCCUUCACAAGUGAGUUUUCAGACAGUGACCGUGGGAACAGCAUGUGGAAAUGCGUAUGAAGGGAAUACAUUGCAACUCUCAUGCCAAGGUGGCCGGAAAUUCACAGCAAUCCAAUUUGCUAGCUUCGGAGACCCUCAAGGCUCAUGUGGAAUGUUCCGCAAAGGAACCUGUGAAUCUGCCAAUACCUUAAAUGUGGUACGCAAGGCAUGUCUUGGACAAGAGAGAUGUAAAAUCACUUCCUCUGAAGCAACAUUUGGAUCAAGCAAAUGCAAUGGCAACAUCACUAGGAGAUUGGCAGUGCAAGCCAUUUGCUAG